Molecule: messenger RNA, 1512 nt
Organism: Mesorhabditis spiculigera
Lineage: Eukaryota; Metazoa; Nematoda; Chromadorea; Rhabditida; Rhabditidae
Source: the annotation of a GenBank genome assembly
AUGGAGAUCCGGAUGCGAAAUAAUGAUGCUCGUGCCUUUCGGGUGGCUGUCGAAGAUCGAGUCAUCGACCUACGACACAUGCUGCAUACCAGCAAUUUCCUUUCCGCUCUCGGCACCGGCUUCACGCACCUGGACACGAUGUUUAGCAGAACUUACGGCAGAUACUACCAGAAUCAUCAGCAGGUGUUCACCAGCUUCUUCAAGCAGCUCCAAGCCUUCGCCAGCCCGCACUCGGUGAUGCCGGUCGACCUGGUGGUGGACAGCUUAUUCGAGCAGCUCUACAAGACCCUAUUUUUGUUGAUGAACCCGACGAAGAAGCUCGACAUCACCACCUGGUCUUGCAUGCGGAAAUCGCUGGAAAACCUUCACCCAUUUGGCGAGAUGCCAACUCGCGUAAAAGACGGGCUUCGGAGAGCGCUGGACGGCUGGAGAAUAUUUUUAUCGUCGAUCGACGAAGCACACUCGGCGUUGGGAUCUUUUUUAAAUACAACGCUCAGCGAGCAAUGCGCCGCGAACCUGGCCCGAAUUGGUGACUGCUCGAUGUGCACACAAGCUGAGCUGGCAAAGCCCUGCCUGAACCUGUGUCGAAACGUUGCGCGAGGCUGUUUGGCCGAGUGGGCAGAGGUCGACCAGCAGUGGGACGAGCUGGCAGGCUCCCUCGGCAAGCUCGUCGAUGGUCUCACCGGUCCGUACAGCCUCCAAAACGCCUUCAACCCGCUGCCCGUACAACUUUCUGAGGCGAUCAUGACGUUUCAAGAAAAUGGGGACAGUUUGUCAAAUAAGAUCCUGGCGAACUGCUUCCCGAUCGAGGACAUCUUCGGCACCAAACAAUUACGACAUGUAUAUCAUGUGAGGCGGCAUGUCCCGGUGGAAGAAGAUUUCGAGCUGAGGGGUGUAAGGAGUAGCGAAGAGGACUCGGAGUAUUCCGAAACCGGAAGAAAGAGAAGAGCCGUCUGGCUACGACAUGUAGCCGAACAAGCCGACGGGAGCUGGAAGCUGCUUGCCGGGUUGAUGCUGGGAUUCAAGGAAAAGGCGAUAGCUAACACCGGCUUCUUCAAAUCGUUGCCAGACGGUGUCUGCUCUGACCCCCAAUUUUCCACGGGCGCCAAUACAAAAUGUUGGAAUGGGCUGAAAGUCGACAGCUACACCUUGGAAGUGAACGGCCAUGGCACAACCGCGCAGCGGGGAAAUCCGGAAUUUCAAGGGAAACGAGGAUUUGAAUAUCGAGGCCUGUUCGUCGAUGAGCGUUUGAAGCUCGGAAUGCUCUCAGCCAGAGUCAAGACAGCAGCCGGAAUCAAAGACGACCCACUACUGAAUCCGGAAAAACGACAUCGACUGGUAGAUGAGGAGACUGACGAAGACGGCGUGGAAGGGUCUGGGGACGAUAAGGACCCGGCCGCUCGAGACAAAAACUUGGCUACAAACGCUCUGGAGCACACCUCAUCCGCAUACUCGAUAAAAUACCACAUUUCUUUAUUAUUUUCUGUAUUUUUAUUUUCAUUAUUCUUAUCC